Messenger RNA from Priapulus caudatus, 4058 nucleotides. RefSeq names its product phosphatidylinositol 3,4,5-trisphosphate 3-phosphatase TPTE2-like. Bases 94 to 1704 code for a protein of 536 amino acids. Gene Ontology annotation, cellular component: cytosol; membrane. NCBI's taxonomy places the organism in Eukaryota, Metazoa, Priapulida, Priapulimorpha, Priapulimorphida, Priapulidae. The transcript is spliced from 15 exons. Gene Ontology annotation, molecular function: protein tyrosine phosphatase activity; monoatomic ion channel activity; phosphatidylinositol-3,4,5-trisphosphate 3-phosphatase activity. Gene Ontology annotation, biological process: protein dephosphorylation; monoatomic ion transport; transmembrane transport. The record is from RefSeq and is a predicted model, not a curated record.
UCAUGGAGGAGCCUCAUUGAUUACAGACUACAGUACUACUUCACGAUCCUUGGUUUAUUUAGGAGCGACAGUCUCCUAACGCUUGACUCCAACAUGGUGCGUGUGACGUAUGCGCAGUUUGAGGAUGAGAAGCAGUGUGACGUCACUGUUAGCGAACCGCAGUCGCCCGAUGGAACGAUCCAUGUGGAGUAUGGGCUGCGAGCUGACGACUUCCUGGAGGACGAACACCUUUCUUGCUGGAGGAACAUUCGAGCAGAAAUUGCAAAGUUUGUCGACCAUUUCGCUGUACGCGUCACAAGUUUGUUGCUGGUUGCUGUCGACAUCAUCAUCGUCGUCAUCGACAUCGCUCUCGGCAACGACAACCUGCAUCGCACGUUCGGUACCAUUUCGCUCGUGCUCGUUAGCAUCUUCAUGGUCGAAAUCACCCUCCGCAUCAUUGGCAAGGGGAAGAAUUUUUUCAAGGAGUGGUAUAAUGUAGUCGACUUGGUUGUUACGUUGGUGACUUUCAUCAUCAGCAUUGUCUACCUGGCGUUAGAGAACAGCACACGUUUCCUACAUAUGAUUGAUGAAGACCUGCUUCUUACUGAUCGCACCACCAGACUUGUGGUCAUCGGUCGACUUAUUCGAGUUGUUCGAUUCCUAAGACUGUUCUCUGAGAAAGAGCAGACAAUCGCAGCUGCACGGCGCAUGAUAUCUGAAAACAAGCGGCGCUACCGACAGGAUGGGUUUGACCUUGACCUUACCUAUGUUACAGAUCGUGUCAUUGCCAUGUCAUUUCCAUCAACGGGCAAAAUGGCUCUCUACAGAAAUCCAAUUGGGGAGGUAGCCCGGUUUUUGAACUCAAAGCACAAAGAUCACUACAUGAUUUAUAACUUAUGCAGUGAAAGAACUUACGAUGUGAGUAAGUUCCAUGGACGCGUGGAAAGAGUUAUGAUAGAUGACCAUAACGUUCCAAAGCUCAGUGACAUGUUGAAGUAUGUGCAAAGUGUGAGCGACUUUAUCAAUGCUGAUCCAGCCAAUGUGAUUGCAGUGCACUGCAAGGGGGGGAAAGGUCGCACAGGUACCAUGAUCUGUGUGUGGUUGGUGCAGAGUGGCCUAUUUGAAGAGGCACAGGACAGUCUGGAUUAUUUUGGCUUCAGACGUACAGAUCUGAGCAUGAGUCAGAAGUUUCAGGGGGUUGAGACUCCUAGUCAGAGCAGGUUUGUCGGCUAUUACGAACAGGUGAAAACCAAGUAUAAUCACCAGCUUCCCCCAGACAAGUUCAUCAAGAUUGAUUCCAUCACUAUACACGGCAUAGCAGGUCUAGGAAACGGCGAUGGUAGUGAUCUUUACUUUAAGAUCUUUGACACAAACAAGAUCUGUGUUCUGGAGGGCGAUGUGGGAAUGUACAGAAAUUGUCAGGUACAGCACGCUCCACUGCAAGACAUGGUGAAGGUUGACCUCCACAAGUGUCCUACACUCUCACAGGAAGUGAAGGUCAUGUUCUGGUCAAGGGUGAAAAAGGUUCCAUGUGAAUAUGACGACUGCGCCUUCUACUUUUGGUUUCACACUUCAUUUGUUGAAAACAGAUUACUCAUACCAAGGAAUGAGCUUGACAAUCCACAUAAACCAAAGACUUGGUCACACUACAAGGACAAGUUUUCUGUAGAGUUGGUAUUCAGUCGAGGCGAGACACAUGGCUCUCUACGAGUAAGCCCAGUAUGAUAUAUACUACCCACCAGUUUACACAUAUUGCUGCCUCAGUGCAUUGUUAGCUAUGGUGAACUAUAGUUCCAUAUAUAGGACUGCAUUCAUAGUUAUAACCACUGCCACUAGUACUCCCAUGCUGAAAAGCCCGUGUGUCAUCUACAUGGUGAAUGUACUACACUCCUCCUAUACUGAAUCUGGUCUCAAGAGGCCACCAGCAUCACAGGUUAAGCUCAUGUGCUCACAGAUUAAGCUCACUCAUGUGAAUUACCCAUUGGUAAUUAGCAACACCUGCUUCUUGCCGAGGCCGUUAUUGAUUAAGUGGUUCAGGAGCAACAUGGUGAAAUAACUGCUUUUAUGUGUGCCGCAAGAGUUCAGUUUGCCAGAUUGAUCUGACACACAGAUGUCAUCCAGCCCUCUGUGUGACAAUAAUAUACAUACAGAUGUAGAAAACAAACUUGUGUAGAAUCACAGAUACUCUUCACACUGAGCAUCAACAAAGAAAAUGCUUUUUUAGACAAUCAUGCGUACGUAGAAUGUUUAGUACUUGUGGUUGAUGUGAAAUGCAUAUUUUUUCAAUUUAUACAGUCUUUCUUCGCUAUAAGGCGUACGUCGUGCCAUAUAGUGCAUGUCCAUGGCACGUGAUGCAUCUGGCUUUUUAUAGUAAUGCAAUGGAAUAUAAUGUCCUAAAAUAUCUUGUCUGAAAUUGUAAUUAUGUCUGUAAUAAUAAUUAUCCUGAUACGUUGGGUUAUAAAAAGACCCAGACAAUGAAUGUUAUUUAUUGCUUAGUAUAUGUGCUCUAUCAAGGCUUGAGUUUGGAGAGAGUGUGAACUGCAUUUACAGGAUACUGUUACUGGUAUAGGCGAAAGAGAAUAGAAUAGAAACAUUAAGACUUUGGUAGUAAAUACAGUUCGUGUUUAUUUACCAUCAUUUUAUUAUUGAAUGUUCCAAAUGCCUGUGUGUCAAACCAUGUCUUCCAAAAAUGUCUGAAGUUUGGCCUUGGCCCCACUGCCCUUUGACCUCCAAUUUUGCCAAGGUGACGGAUUUUCUCCCUAUGACUCUAUCUGCCAAAUAUCAGGAGCAUAGGUCAAGCCAUUUACUUUUGUGCCGCAAUAUUGAAAUUCCCCAAAACUGGUCUUAUACCUUACCCUUAAGUCAAGGUGGGAAUAUUCCCCCUUUCUUCCUCCUUUCUAGCCUUUGUUGAUCCCCCAAUUUCGAUCUCCUAAUGCAUUUUUGGAUUUCCCCCUACGUCCCGUGAAUGACAACACCAUCAUCAAGCCUGUCAGUAACAUCAAUGUUAAGCCUUCCCCUUGAGAGUCAACAGGUCACCAGUCAGCUAUUCUUUGCACAUUGGUGGAAAGUGCAUUUCAUUGCCCUAUCAAUAAAGCCAUAAAAACUGGUCACCACUGAAACGAGUUUUAUUUCACUUGCUCCGUCAGACCAUGUCUUCAGAGACUGUCUAAAAUCUGUCCUUGGUCAUACUGCCCUUUGACCUGUGACAGCAAGCUUUUGUGACCAUUAUGGAUUUUUACCAUUAUGCUAUAUAUACCCAAUAUCAAGAGCAUAGGCCAAACCGUUUACAUUUGUGCCGCAAUUACACAUUUCCUCCUUUACUGUCAUCAGAUAGAGACGAAAGGCAGGAGGUCUCGUUGUCAGUAGUUUAUUCAGUGAAAAACUAAAAAUGAAAAUACAGAGAAUACGUUCUUACUACAUACUACAGCUGUAUCCUACGUAAACAGUAAUUGUUCUCUUAGAAAACCGCGCGAAUAUAUAAACUCGAAUUGAAUGUAAUUUAGCUAUCAGAUUGAACGUACACCUAUUCUGCAUCUACGUCAACACUAUGAAUAUGACACAUGCUUUCUGAAGUUAUAAUAAUACUGCAGUAGAACGUUAGCACUAAAAAACUUACAUUUUGGCAUGCCGACGCUCGAUGGGACAGUAGCGGUGACACCGACAGUAGUGUACGCGCGAAGCAAAACAGGCUUUACAUAUAAAGGGUACGCUAUGAAACACGGGAAUUAAACAUGUGGCGCCCUCACCACUAAACUGAUUAUUCAAACAGGUACAAAUACAAACGUACCGUACAAAUACAUAUAAAUACUGCUGCGAUUAACCUCCUAUACCGGAAAUUAAGUGGGGAAUAAUACCCCUUCCUUCCCCCUUUCUAGCCUUUAACCCUUGCCCCCCCCCCCUGUGAUUCGAUAUCCCAAUGUUUUUUUGGAUUGCCCCCUACGUCCAGAAUAUCGACAACGUAUAUCAAGCCAUUUAGAUUUGCGCCCAUAGUGUUGAUGGGUAGACGAACAGACAAAGGGACAGACGGAUGGAUGCUAAUGCUACAAGCUGCAUCUGAUUGUGUCAGAUAAGCUAAACAA